This is a messenger RNA of Nycticebus coucang (slow loris), 3264 nucleotides long. It is a transcript of the gene BICDL1, whose product is annotated as BICD family like cargo adaptor 1. Lineage: Eukaryota; Metazoa; Chordata; Mammalia; Primates; Lorisidae. The coding region runs from base 100 to 1983 and encodes 627 amino acids. The transcript has 10 exons. The record is from RefSeq and is a predicted model, not a curated record. Gene Ontology annotation, biological process: Golgi to secretory granule transport; vesicle transport along microtubule.
CGGCGGCGGGGCGCGGGGCGGCGCGGCGGGGCCCCUCCCCCUUGCAGCCUGGCGCGCGCCGGCCGGGCCGCACCGCUGCGGGCUCCGCGCGCGCGGGCCAUGUCCGCCUUCUGCCUGGGCUUGGCUGGCCGCGCUUCAGCACCCGCCGAGCCGGACAGCGCCUGCUGCAUGGAGCUGCCCGCUGCGGCCGGGGACGCAGUCCGGGGUCCUGCCGCCGCCGCUCUCAUCUCCUUCCCCGGGGGCCCGGAGGAACUGGAACUGGCGUUAGAGGAGGAGCUGGCGCUGCUGGCGGCCGUGGAGCGGUCGUCCGACCCCGGGGAGCAUCUUCAGGCCGAGCCAGGGCCUGCAGCCGAGGGGGCCGGACGGCAGCCACCGCCCGCCCAAGACCCCGAGCUGUUGUCGUUGAUCCGGCAGAAGGAGAAGGAUCUGGUGUUAGCAGCCCGGCUGGGCAAGGCGCUGCUCGAGAGGAACCAGGAUAUGAGCCGGCAGUACGAGCAGAUGCACAAGGAGCUGACAGAUAAGCUGGAGCACUUAGAACAAGAGAAACAUGAAUUGAGAAGACGAUUUGAGAACCGAGAAGGGGAGUGGGAAGGGCGAGUGUCAGAGCUGGAGAGUGAUGUGAAACAGCUACAAGAUGAGUUAGAGAGGCAGCAAGUUCAUCUGCGGGAAGCAGAUCGAGAAAAAACACGGGCUGUCCAGGAACUAUCAGAACAGAACCAAAGAUUAUUGGAUCAACUCAGCAGGGCAUCAGAAGUGGAGAGACAACUCUCCAUGCAGGUCCACGCCCUCAGAGAAGACUUUCGUGAGAAAAACUCAUCAACCAACCAGCACAUCAUCAGGCUGGAGAGCCUUCAGGCCGAGGUGAGCCUCCUGAUCAAGAUGCUGUCAGAUCGGAAACGGGAGCUGGAGCAUCGUCUCAGUGCCACCUUAGAGGAAAAUGACCUGCUCCAAGGGACUGUUGAAGAGCUGCAGGACCGGGUGCUGAUCCUGGAAAGGCAGGGACAUGACAAAGACCUACAGCUUCACCAAAGCCAGCUGGAGCUCCAGGAGGUGCGUCUCUCCUACCGGCAGCUGCAGGUGAAGGUGGAAGAACUCACUGAGGAGAGGAGUCUGCAGAGCUCUGCUGCCACCAGCACUUCCCUUCUGUCAGAGAUCGAGCAGAGCAUGGAGGCCGAGGAGCUAGAGCAAGAGAGAGAACAGCUGAGACUGCAGCUCUGGGAAGCCUAUUGCCAGGUUCGCUAUCUCUGCUCACACCUUCGAGGAAAUGACAGUGCCGACUCAGCCGUCUCCACAGACUCUUCAAUGGAUGAAUCUUCAGAAACCUCAUCUGCCAAGGAUGUGCCAGCUGGCAGCUUGCGCACUGCCCUCAAUGAGCUCAAGAGACUGAUACAGAGCAUUGUUGAUGGCAUGGAGCCCACGAGCUCCCGGAGACUUGAUGAUGACUCCUUAGAAGAACAGAUAAGGCAGACGAGUGAGGACUCGAGGGCCCUAAGGGAGCUCAUGGAGGGAGAGAGGGGUAAACUGAGGCAAAGCCUAGAAGAGCUACAGCAACUCCACAGUCAGGUAACACUGCUGAGUGUGGAGAUGACUGCACUCAAAGAGGAGAGAGACCGACUCAAAGUGACAUCUGAGGACAAGGAGCCAAAGGACAAGGAGCAGCUUCAGAAGGCCAUCAGGGACCGGGAUGAGGCCAUUGCAAAGAAAAAUGCUGUGGAGCUGGAACUUGCCAAGUGCAGGAUGGACAUGAUGUCUCUGAACAGCCAGCUGCUGGAUGCUAUUCAGCAAAAGCUGAACCUCUCCCAACAGCUGGAGGCUUGGCAGGAUGACAUGCACAGGGUCAUUGACCGGCAGCUGAUGGACACGCACCUGAAGGAACGGAGCCAGCCGGCUGCUGCCUUCUCCAGGGGCCACAGUGCAGGGCGGGGGGAUGAGCCCAGCACCACUGAAGGCAAACGGCUCUUCUCAUUCUUCAGGAAAAUUUAAGUUGGGAGGAAUCAGGCCACCAAGGAUGGUGGGUGGACUGGGGGAGGCUGAAAAGGCGGUGGGGGCAAGGACCUCCCUUGAUGGCCUGGAGCUCAGCAGUUGCACUGCCCCCAUGCUAGGGCCCAGUGGGUCUGGAAGACGUACUCCCUUUUGCUGGCAGGGAUGGAGACCUUGAGGGUGGGGGCCUGCCUGGCCUCCGAAGGCUGCCCUCACCCCAGCUCCUGGCAGAGCCUUUCCCAGGAUUCUGUCACUGAGCAGGCCUCAGGCUGCUUCCCAGAGUGGCCCCUUUGUUGGGCUCUGCAGCUCAGACCCAGUGGACUGCAGCUCACCCUGUAGGUAUUACUUGCCUCCCUGGUUUUAGAAAAUGGGUAACAGAAGAAAUGGAGGCUCUUCUGUGCAUGCCUCAGAAGGCCUGGGCCUCGGGGCUUAUUCUGAGGGGCAGCAGGCCCAGGCCUAAGCCUCCUUCCUUCCCCAGUCUCAGCCUAGGGAGUAAGGAGAGGCAGCCCUUCACCCACGUGCAUGCAUCUCUGCCAGAGCACCUCUGUGGCCACAGGGCCUAAGAAUUGGGGCCCACCCAAGCUUGGCUGAGGCCAUCCCAAUCCCCAGGGAGGAAGGAGGCCCUGUCGCCUGGCUGCCUCUGCUGUCCUUUCCAACAUCUUUCAGUGCAGUCUUUGCCCCUUAGCAGAGCCCACACCAGAGAGUGUGUUCUAACUGGUCUGCUGCUGGCUUCAGCCAUCUAGCCCUUUCUCCUUCACAGGACCAGGGUUGGGAGGGGUCUCCUCUUCCUGUAGCCCCUACCCCUUACAUAUAUAACUUCUUGGCCCAGCCAAGCAAGUCCAGGCUACAGAAUGGCCCCAGAGGUGUCUGUGGUCAACCAGCCCCCACCUUGAAGGCAGUAUUGGCACCACAGGAUGGACGGGAGGGGAGAGGCUAUUGGAGCCUCCAGAUAACUGCCCACCAGGACUAGGCCUGCCCCUGCUGCUGCUCCUCCCUUGGCAGCCACUCCCGUCUGCACCCAGGCCCCAGUAGCAGCUUCAAGGCUGCCCACAGCUGAUCCAGUCUCCCUCCCUCACCAUGGGAAAGCACAGCAGGGAUGAGAGGAAAGAAUGUACUUAUAGAUAUGUACAUACCACAGUGCUGUAAUUUUGUAUGUAACAAUCAUGUAAAUACAUGUAUGGGUUUUAUAAUAUAUAUAAAUCUAUAAAGGCAUAUUUUUAGAAAAACAGCAUACCAUUGCUUCUUUUGAAAAUAGUCUGAAUAAGAAUAAAAUGAAUUUCUACA